GCGCCGCCGGAGGAGCCAUUUCGCCGCGUUGAGGCGUUUGUGGUGCGCUCGCCGGUUGUUGGCGUGGAAGGCCGGAGCGACGCGCGGUCGUACGAGGGCUGUGCUCUCUGGUGCCGGGAGGCCGAGGCCGGUCUGAAGAAAAUACUUGAAUCAUGGGUGACGUUAAAAAUUUUCUGUAUGCCUGGUGUGGCAAAAGGAAGAUGACCCCAACCUAUGAAAUUAGGGCAGUGGGGAACAAAAACAGGCAGAAAUUCAUCUGUGAGGUUCGAGUAGAAGGAUAUAAUUACACUGGUAUGGGCAAUUCCACUAAUAAAAAAGAUGCACAGAGCAAUGCUGCCAGAGAUUUUGUUAACUAUUUGGUUCGAAUAAAUGAAGUAAAGAGUGAAGAAGUCCCGGCUGUUGGGGUAGCGCCCCCUCCACCCACACUUACUGAUUCAUCUGAGAGCACAGCAAAUACUGCUGGUAGUGGUUUACCAACAACCAUGGGCGGACCUCUUCCUCCGCAUCUGGCUCUUCAAGCAGAAAAUAAUUCUGGAAUUGGAGCUUCUGGCUAUGGUGUUUCUGGGCCCGUCUGGGAUCGAGGAGCCAACUUGAAGGAUUAUUACUCAAGAAAGGAAGAACAGGAAGUACAAGCGACUCUAGAAUCAGAAGAAGUGGAUUUAAAUGCUGGACUUCAUGGAAAUUGGACUUUGGAAAAUGCUAAGGCUCGUCUGAAUCAGUUUUUCCAAAAAGAAAAGAUUCAGGGAGAAUAUAAAUACACCCAAGUGGGUCCUGAUCACAACAGGAGCUUUAUUGCAGAAAUGACCAUUUAUAUCAAGCAGCUUGGCCGAAGAAUUUUUGCACGUGAACAUGGAUCCAAUAAAAAAUUGGCAGCACAGUCCUGUGCCCUGUCACUUGUCAGACAGCUCUACCAUCUUGGAGUGAUUGAACCUUACUCUGGACUUACAAAGAAGAAAGAAGGAGAGACAGUGGAGCCUUACAAAGUUAACCUCGCUCAAGAUUUAGAGCAUCAGCUGCAAAACAUCGUUCAGGAGCUAAAUCUUGAGAUUGUGGCCCCACCUGAUGACCCUUCCAUGCCCGUUACACUCAACCUUGGCAAAUUAGCUCACUUUGAACCAUCUCAGCGACAAAACCAAAUGGGUGUGGUUCCUUGGUCACCUCCACAAUCCAAUUGGAAUCCUUGGACUAGUAGCAACAUUGAUGAGGGGCCCCUGGCUUAUGCUACUCCAGAACAAAUAAGCAUGGACCUCAAGAAUGAAUUAAUAUACCAGCUGGAGCAGGAUCACGAUUUGCAAGCAAUCUUACAGGAGAGAGAGUUACUACCUGUGAAGAAUUUUGAAAGUGAAAUCCUGGAAGCAAUUAGUCAAAACUCAGUUGUCAUUAUCCGAGGUGCAACUGGAUGUGGUAAAACCACACAGGUUCCUCAGUUUAUUCUAGAUGAGUUUAUCCAGAAUGACCGAGCAGCAAAUUGUAAUAUUGUAGUAACUCAGCCCAGGAGAAUCAGUGCUGUUUCUGUGGCAGAGCGGGUUGCUUAUGAGCGAGGAGAGGAACCUGGGAAAAGCUGUGGCUAUAGUGUUCGAUUUGAGUCUAUACUUCCCCGCCCUCAUGCCAGUAUAAUGUUUUGUACUGUAGGUGUGCUCCUAAGAAAAUUAGAAGCAGGCAUUCGAGGAAUCAGUCAUGUAAUUGUAGACGAAAUACACGAAAGAGACAUUAAUACUGACUUCCUUUUGGUAGUGCUGCGUGAUGUAGUUCAGGCUUACCCUGAAGUUCGCAUUGUUCUCAUGUCUGCUACCAUUGAUACCAGCAUGUUCUGUGAAUAUUUCUUCAAUUGCCCCAUCAUUGAAGUUUAUGGGAGAACAUAUCCAGUUCAAGAAUAUUUUUUGGAAGACUGUAUUCAGAUGACCCAAUUUAUUCCUCCACCAAAAGACAAGAAGAAGAAGGAUAAGGAGGAUGAUGGUGGUGAGGAUGAUGAUGCAAAUUGCAACCUGAUUUGUGGUGAUGAAUAUGGUCCAGAAACAAGGAUGAGCAUGGCUCAGCUGAAUGAAAAGGAAACUCCCUUUGAACUUAUUGAGGCACUACUUAAGUACAUCGAGACCCUUAAUGUUCCUGGAGCUGUGUUGGUUUUUCUGCCUGGCUGGAAUUUGAUAUAUACUAUGCAGAAGCAUUUAGAAAUGAAUCCACAUUUUGGAAGCCACAGGUAUCAGAUUCUACCUCUGCAUUCUCAGAUUCCUCGGGAGGAACAGCGCAAAGUGUUUGAUCCAGUGCCAGUUGGAGUAACCAAGGUUAUUUUGUCCACAAAUAUUGCUGAGACAAGCAUUACCAUAAAUGAUGUUGUUUAUGUCAUUGACUCUUGCAAGCAGAAAGUGAAGUUGUUCACUGCUCACAACAACAUGACCAACUACGCUACGGUGUGGGCAUCCAAAACAAACCUCGAGCAGCGGAAAGGACGAGCGGGCCGUGUGCGGCCUGGAUUCUGCUUUCACCUCUGCAGCCGAGCUCGUUUUGAGAGACUCGAAACCCACAUGACACCAGAGAUGUUCCGAACACCAUUGCAUGAAAUUGCUUUGAGCAUAAAACUUCUUCGUCUGGGAGGAAUUGGCCAAUUCCUGGCCAAAGCCAUUGAACCUCCACCUUUGGAUGCUGUGAUUGAAGCAGAGCACACUCUUAGAGAACUUGAUGCAUUAGAUGCCAAUGAUGAGUUGACUCCUCUGGGACGAAUCCUGGCUAAACUCCCCAUCGAACCUCGUUUUGGCAAAAUGAUGAUAAUGGGGUGUAUUUUCUAUGUGGGAGAUGCUGUCUGCACCAUCUCUGCCGCCACCUGCUUUCCAGAGCCUUUCAUCAGUGAAGGAAAGAGACUGGGUUAUAUCCAUCGGAAUUUUGCUGGAAACAGAUUUUCUGAUCAUGUGGCCCUUUUAUCAGUAUUUCAAGCUUGGGAUGAUGCUAGGAUGGGUGGAGAAGAAGCAGAGAUACGCUUUUGUGAGCACAAAAGGCUCAAUAUGGCUACACUAAGAAUGACCUGGGAAGCCAAAGUUCAACUUAAAGAGAUUUUGAUAAAUUCAGGAUUUCCAGAAGAUUGUUUGUUGACACAAGUGUUUACAAACACCGGACCAGAUAAUAAUUUGGAUGUUGUCAUUUCACUUCUGGCCUUUGGUGUCUACCCCAAUGUGUGCUAUCAUAAAGAAAAGAGGAAGAUUCUCACCACUGAAGGGCGUAAUGCACUUAUCCACAAGUCCUCUGUUAAUUGUCCUUUUAGCAGCCAAGACAUGAAGUACCCAUCUCCCUUCUUUGUGUUUGGUGAAAAGAUUCGAACCCGGGCCAUCUCUGCCAAAGGCAUGACCUUAGUCACUCCCCUGCAGUUGCUUCUCUUUGCCUCCAAGAAAGUCCAAUCUGAUGGAGAGAUUGUGUUUGUAGAUGACUGGAUCAGACUGCAAAUUUCUCAUGAGGCUGCUGCCUGUAUCACAGCUCUCCGGGCAGCCAUGGAGGCUCUGGUUGUUGAAGUAACCAAACAACCUAAUAUCAUUAGUCAGUUGGACCCUGUUAACGAGCGUAUGCUGAACACAAUCCGCCAGAUAUCUAGGCCCUCUGCUGCCGGUAUCAACCUAAUGAUCGUCAGUACACGGUAUGGAGAUGGUCCGCGUCCUCCCAAGAUGGCCCGAUAUGACAAUGGAGGUGGAUACAGAAGGGGUGGUUCUAGUUAUGGCACCGGAGGCUAUGGCACUGGAGGCUAUGGAGGUGGUGGGGGCUAUGGCGGGGGCUCUAAUUCCUAUCGGGGAGGCUAUGGUGGGAACAGUGGUGGUGGCUACAGAGGAGGUUACCGAGGUGGCUACCGAGGUGGCUCAGGGGGGGACUACAGAGGGUCAAGUGGAAGAGGCUACAGGGGAUCCGGGGGUUUCCAGGCAGGAGGUGGCAGAGGAGGGUAUGGGGGUGGCUACUAUGGACAAGGAAGAGGAGGGGGCUAUUAAUCUUGGUUAUGUCAGUACCUGUGCAUAGAUAGUUAAAAGUGCAUGCUACCUAUUUUCCCAGGUUGUUUAUUUGCUGCCGAUAAGUAAACACAUUUUCCACCCAUUUUGUGGUUCAUUAUAGUUUAAGGAAACUCAAGUAUAUAGACUAGUGAUUUUGUUUAUAUUAUGUAAAAUAUGACCUAUUAUAAAAGUACCAGUUUGUAUUUUUUCUUUAAGGAGUAAAGAUUUGCCUUUAAAAUUAACUUGGUAUUUUCUUGGCUUUAGUUUAAUAAAAUAGAAAAUAAAGUACUACAC
Messenger RNA from Talpa occidentalis (Iberian mole), 4256 nucleotides. RefSeq names its product DExH-box helicase 9 (gene DHX9). The transcript is spliced from 28 exons. Gene Ontology annotation, cellular component: ribonucleoprotein complex; nucleolus; intracellular anatomical structure. Gene Ontology annotation, molecular function: 3'-5' DNA/RNA helicase activity; ATP binding; double-stranded RNA binding. Lineage: Eukaryota; Metazoa; Chordata; Mammalia; Eulipotyphla; Talpidae. The record is from RefSeq and is a predicted model, not a curated record. Gene Ontology annotation, biological process: positive regulation of transcription by RNA polymerase II; regulation of mRNA processing. The coding region runs from base 153 to 3962 and encodes 1269 amino acids.